Messenger RNA from Dipodomys ordii (Ord's kangaroo rat), 1370 nucleotides. RefSeq names its product zinc finger protein 641 (gene Znf641). The record is from RefSeq and is a predicted model, not a curated record. Lineage: Eukaryota; Metazoa; Chordata; Mammalia; Rodentia; Heteromyidae. The transcript is spliced from 6 exons. Bases 96 to 1370 code for a protein of 424 amino acids. Gene Ontology annotation, molecular function: DNA-binding transcription repressor activity, RNA polymerase II-specific. Gene Ontology annotation, cellular component: nucleoplasm. Gene Ontology annotation, biological process: negative regulation of transcription by RNA polymerase II.
GGAAAGGAAAAUCCAAGAGAACCCAGACUCCGGUAGACAUGGGAUCGUCCUGGAACUAGAAGGAAUCAGGUCACAAACUUUGACUGGCCACAAAAAUGCUUUCAGAACAGACAACAGCCCUGGGGACAGGAUGGGAGUCAAUGAAUGUACAACUGGAUGGAGCAGCACCCCAUGAAGAAAGGGGAAGCCCGGAAGAAGGGACAUGGAGAACUGCACCAGGGCCACUGGAGCACCCAUGUCACAACCUUGAAGAGGAGCCACAGUCCCUUCAAGAGAAAACUCAGUCUGCUUCCUGGGUUCCUGCAAUUCCCCAGGAGGGGAGCACCGGAGACUGGGAAAUGGCAGCUGCACUUCUUGCAGCCGGAUCACAGGGCCUGGUAACCAUCAAGGAUGUGUCACUGUGCUUCUCUCAGGAGGAGUGGCGGAGCCUGGACCCCUCUCAGACAGACUUUUAUGGAGAAUAUGUCAUGCAGGAAAAUUGUGGAAUAGUAGUCUCUCUGAGAUUUCCAAUUCCCAAACUGGACAUGCUUUCUCAACUAGAAGGAGGAGAAGAGCAAUGGGUCCCUGAUCCCCAGGACUUAGAGGAGCGAGAUAUACUGAAGGUCACAUACACUGGAGAUGGAAGUGAACAUGAGGGGGAUACCCCUGAACUAGAAGCAGAGCCCCCGAGAAUGCUAUCCAGUGUGUCUGAAGAUACUGUUCUCUGGAACCCGGAGCAGAAUGAGAGCUGGGAAUCCACACCCAGGAGCUCUAGAGGAAUGCUCCUGGGCCCCCCUUUCCUCCAGGAAGAGAGCUUCUCAAACCUUUUGUGCAGCACAGAGAUGGAUUCCCUGUUAAGACCCCAUACUUGCCCUCAGUGUGGGAAACAGUUUGUGUGGGGUUCCCACCUUGCCAGGCAUCAGCAAACACACACCGGAGAGAGGCCUUAUAGCUGCCUCAAGUGUGAGAAAAGCUUUGGGCGAAGACAUCAUCUGAUCAGGCACCAGAAAACCCACCUUCACGACAAGCCCAGCAGGUGCUCUGAGUGUGGAAAGAAUUUCCGAUGCAGUGCCCAUCUGGCCAGCCACCAGAGAGUGCAUGCAGAAGGCAAAACCUGUAAGGGCCAAGAGGAUGAAGAGGGCCCCGGGGCUCGGAAACGGCAGCGGGCCCCCCCAGUGCCAAAAUGUCACGUGUGCACAGAAUGUGGGAAGAGCUUUGGCCGAAGGCAUCACCUCGUGAGACACUGGCUGACUCAUACUGGGGAGAAACCCUUCCAGUGUCCUCGUUGUGAGAAGAGCUUUGGCCGGAAGCACCACCUGGACAGGCACCUGCUGACCCACCAGGGACAAAGUCCCCGGAGCACUUGGGACAGAGGGGCAUCUGUCUUUUGA